AUGACGGACGCCGCGCAAUUCUAUUUUCAAGAGAUUGACCUCAAUAUGCUGCUAUUACUACUUCUGGUGGGGCUGAGCGCGGGCGUGCCGCAGAAGCCCAAUCUGGACGCCAUCCUCAACCGUCGGACAGACGUCUAUAUAGCGGGCUUCUUUCCAUUCGGCAAAGGCGUCGAGAACUCAAACACUGGUCGCGGCGUGAUGCCAAGCGUCAAGCUGGCGCUUGACCACGUCAACGAGCAUGACUCCGUGCUGCGUAACUACCGACUGCACAUGUGGUGGAACGACACAGAGUGCAAUGCUGCGGUAGGCGUGAAGUCUUUCUUCGACAUGAUGCACAGCGGGCCACAUAAGCUGAUGUUGUUCGGCGCGGCCUGCACUCACGUCACUGACCCCAUCGCAAAGGCAUCGAAGCAUUGGCAUCUCACGCAGCUGUCAUAUGCAGAUACCCAUCCAAUGUUCACGAAGGAGGCGUUCCCAAACUUCUUCCGCAUCGUUCCCUCUGAGAACGCGUUCAACUUGCCGCGCAUCCGCCUACUGCAGCACUUCAACUGGACAAGAGUUGGCACAAUCUACCAGAACGAACCUAGAUAUGCUCUGGCACACAACCGUCUACUGGCAGACCUGGAUAGUCACGGGUUCGAUAUCGACGAGACACAGAGCUUCGCGACUGAAGUCAGAACUGCACUCGAGAAGCUCAAGGAAAAGGACAUCAGAAUAAUACUCGGGAAUUUCAAUGAGACUUGGGCGAUGAAGAUCUUCUGUGAGGCAUAUAAGCUGGAUAUGUACGGGCGCGCGUACACGUGGCUGCUACUGGGCACUUACAGCGAGCGGUGGUGGCUGAAGCGCGGACCGUGCGCGCGCAGCGAGCUCACCGCCGCGCUCGACACCGCGCUGCUGACCGACCUGCUGCCGCUCUCCACCACCGGAGAGACCACCAUCUCUGGCAUCACUGCGAAAGACUAUCAAAUAGAAUACGAUCGACGAAGAGGUCUGGAGUAUUCAAGAUUUCAUGGGUACACUUACGAUGGCAUAUGGGCGAUGGCGCUGGCCAUACAGACGGUGGCACAACGGGUCAAGCUGAAGCACAAGGAGAAAACGGUGCAAGACUUCCGCUACCGCGACAAAGAGUGGGAGCAACUCUUCCUCGACGCCCUCAGCAAUGUUACCUUCGAAGGAGUCACCGGUCCAGUAAGGUUCUACGACAACGAGCGGAAAGCAUCGAUACUUCUUAAGCAGUUUCAGGGCGAUCAAAUUGGAGAGAUAAAAGUGGGAGAAUACUGUGCGGAAAGGGAUCACCUAGACUUGAUCAGUUGGGAACCUUUUAAAUGGGUUGGCAAGAAUCCCCCGAAAGACCGCACGUUACGUCUCAUCGAGCAUACGCAGGUGAACAUCACCAUCUACACGGUACUGGUCUCCUGCUCCGUGCUCGGCAUCAUCCUGGCUACCGGCUUCCUCGCCAUGAACAUACACUAUCGGAAUCAAAGAUACAUUAAGAUGUCUUCACCACAUCUGAACAACGUGAUUAUAAUUGGCUGCAUCUUCACCUACAUGAGUGUCAUCUUCCUCGGCCUCGACUCCAGUCUGGGCAGCUUGGGUGCAUUUCCAUUCAUCUGUAGCGCGAGGGCGGGUCUGCUGAUGACGGGUUUCAGCUUUGCGUUCGGCGCCAUGUUCUCCAAAACCUGGCGCGUGCAUUCCAUCUUCACUGAUGUGAAGCUCAAUAAAAAGGUGAUAAGAGAUUACCAAUUAUUUAUGGUGGUCGGAGUUCUACUGGCAAUCGAUAUUGCUAUCAUGAGCACAUGGCAGAUAUUCUAUCCCUUCUAUAGAGCUACAAAACAGAUGGAGCCAUACCCUCAUCCGACAAGUGAAGACAUCGUAAUCGUUCAAGAGAAUGAAUAUUGCCAAUCAGAAAAGAUGACCAUAUUCGUUGGAAUCAUUUACGUGUACAAGGGACUGCUGCUGGUGUUUGGAGCAUUCCUCGCGUGGGAGACGCGACAUGUAUCCAUUCCCGCACUAAAUGAUUCCAAACACAUCGGCCUGUCCGUCUACAACGUUCUCAUCAUGUGUAUUAUGGGUGCACCCAUCGCUCAUGUGCUCGCUGAUCACAAGGACGCUCUAUUUGUUCUCAUAUCGAUUUUCAUCAUAUUCUGUACAACCGCCACUUUGUGUCUGGUAUUCGUGCCCAAGCUACUAGAGUUGCGUCGUAAUGGUCAGCCGGGCGCGGCUGGGUCGCGGAUCAGGGCGACGCUGCGACCGACAACGACGCACGAGUGCCGCGACCCCGGACCCGAGCUAGAGCGCCGGCUGAAGGAGCUGCGCCAGUACAACAACCGCUACCGCCGCACGCUGCAGGCCAAGGAGAAUGAACUGCAGAUGUUGCUCAGCAAGCUGGGCAGCGACGCCAGCUCGGAGUCUUCUACGCGGGAGUCGCGGUCACCUGCACAGCGCGUGCGCCUGCCCACCACCAGGGAGAACAUCAGUCAUCCAGAGACCAGCGAUAUAACGUCAGUGUGCAGCCUGAGCGCCUCGGCUGGUGCGGAGUCAGAGUAUUUCAACCUGCAGAGCCAGACUAACAUUGAGAAACCCAAGCCUUCCGCUCCUCCAGAACCAGUGAAAGAGGUGACGAUCAAAGAGCCAAAGAAGGAACAAACGAAGAAUGUCUCCUUCAAAAACCAUCUGGACUACACCAGUCCCCCGUCUUCUAAAGCUGUUCCCGAAAAAGACCAGCUAGCUAAAUUACCUUAUGGCUGGUCUACUGAGGAACCUCCAGAACCACCAAAGCCUAUCACAAAGCCCUCGGAGCCAGUGAAGGCGGAGACAAAGACAGUGUCCGUGCUGAAGACCAGCGACACCAGCACCGCCAAAUCUGUGCCGGCAAAGGUGCAGGAGCCGCUCUAUACCAAAGCUGCAGCACCUAAAGUUCUAAAGACACCAGAAGCCCAGAAGAAAGUAACGAAGCCACCGGAUACAGCGACCAAGUCGACACCAGUGCGAGAGGUGAAGUCCCGACACCGGCGCAUGUCCAGCGCCAGCCCCGCCAUGCUGGCUGACCUCAUGCACAUCUCUGUGGACCGCGAUGACGUCGAGCCGAGUAUGGAGAGGAAAGUCAUCGGUCAAGAGAGAGAACCUUCCAUACCGCCGAAGCCUAAACAAGAGCCUGAGGAUAUCUUGGACAUAGACCAUGACUUCUCCUCGAUGGAAAGGAGGAAAUCAUGCCAAAGACGAGAUUCAGAAAAAAGGAAAAAAGAGAGCUUUAUAGUUGUUCAGAGUGACUUGUGGGAUACAAAUACCUUCCAGUACACGAGUCAGAAAUCUCCGCCAGCUCAUGCUCAUUCUCCUAUGCAGAGAAGUGUGUCAGAAAAGAGUCGGCAACAAUCAUCGCCACACCACCACAGAGAACCUGACACAAGAAGUAUGGAAAGGAGAGCUUCAAAUACUUCAAUCAACCACAAUGGCACAACACGAGGCGGUACUCCAGAAGGCUACAGAGAUUCUGAUACCUUGAAGAUGUCAGAUAGAUUGACAAAGCGUCGCGGCUCAGAGUUCCCGCAGCCUGUGAGCACUCCGCCCCACCAGCUACAAACCAAGAGGCGACAAUCUGCAGCAUACAUGCGGUCAUACCAAGAAGAAAAAAGCGAAAAACCAGAAGCAACUCCUCGCAGACAUGACGAUAUUCCUAGAAAGCACACACCUGAACCUAAGAUUGAAUCAGAAUCUUGGAAACCGGAACCCGACACAAUCAGAGUAGCAAAAGGACCGGAGUCACCAGCGAAAAGGUUAAAACAAGAAGCGGAGCCCUUGAAGAGAGCAAAGGGGGUUGGUGAAUCCCCCAAACUAACUCAGGCAACUCAUCAGACGAGACCUGAUCAUCAUAAGAGUAGCCCUAAUGUAGCUUCGAGGCAUAAAAUGGAGUCAAAUGGCAAAAAAGAAGAGCGCAAAUCAGCUACGUACAGCAGAAGUGAUUCGAAACGCCAAGAUUCUGUCGAGCAACGUAAAAUGUACACAGCCAGUUCGGAAUCGGAAUUGUUCGAGUGCGCGAUACUGCCCAUCUUUCAAAAACUACUAACUGAGAGACACAAAAGUCAGCCGCAUGGUUUAAAUUUAAGCUACGGUGUUAGUUGUCCCAAUAUUUCAAUUAAAUGUGACAUAGUUGAAUAUUUGUAA
Papilio machaon (common yellow swallowtail) is the source of this 4161-nucleotide messenger RNA. RefSeq names its product gamma-aminobutyric acid type B receptor subunit 2 (gene GABA-B-R2). Gene Ontology annotation, molecular function: G protein-coupled GABA receptor activity. NCBI's taxonomy places the organism in Eukaryota, Metazoa, Arthropoda, Insecta, Lepidoptera, Papilionidae. Bases 1 to 4161 code for a protein of 1386 amino acids. Gene Ontology annotation, cellular component: membrane; G protein-coupled receptor heterodimeric complex. The record is from RefSeq and is a predicted model, not a curated record. Gene Ontology annotation, biological process: G protein-coupled receptor signaling pathway; gamma-aminobutyric acid signaling pathway. The transcript is spliced from 31 exons.